UCGUAUUAGGAUGGCCUCAUUUGAUGAGUACUGCAUCUUUGCAAACAAUAUGAAACUGACUAGGAAGCAAGUGGGGACUCUGGAAAAUCUAGACCCUCCUGGAGAACAUAUGAAGUACUAUGUCUACAAGAUGAAAAGAUCAUCUCUUACUCCAAAAAAAUGCAAAAUGGAGUUUGGAGUUGAGUUCACAAAUGCCUACCUAAAAAGGUACCUUCGACAACCUAUUGAGGUACAUGUUGAGUGCAAUAUCUGCACCGAAAAGGGUAAAAUUAGGAUGGAGAUGGGACGUGGGAGUGAGAUAAACAAGGCAACACUAACAAGUGGAUGGGCAAAAGCUGUGAGGAGGUACUUGAUAGAAGAGGAAGACAUAUACAUCUUCAUGUUCAGCCCAAAUAGUGACGAUGGGCUGCAUCUUCUCAUUAUGCAUCUUUGACCCAUGAGAUUGUUAGUGGCUUAGUGCUACGUUAGUGCCCCUGGGCUAUUAACAUAUGCUAAGAAGGUAUGGACUGUAAUAUAUGGACUCCUACUGCUAUGAACGCUAAGUAUGUUAUGUGAACUAUGUUGUGUUAGUACGUAAUGUGAACAGCUAUAAUUGGAUGGUCAAUAUGUAUGGACUU
This is a messenger RNA of Lolium perenne, 617 nucleotides long. RefSeq lists its product as uncharacterized. The record is from RefSeq and is a predicted model, not a curated record. Lineage: Eukaryota; Viridiplantae; Streptophyta; Magnoliopsida; Poales; Poaceae.